GGAUCGACAGCUCGUUCGAGGAAGAGACACCUCGUUUCUUUCUAUUCGACACUUCUCGAUCGAGAAGUUUCCUUCAAGGUGAUUCGAACGAUGGAUGAGCUGCACGGAUGACGUGAAAAUUAUUACGUCCGUCAGAUGGGCUCCAGGGAUGAUUUCUCUUAUGAUUUCUCAGCGGGUAAUUUGACGAUCGACGGAUUCCAAACGUCACUGCUGUCGAUGAUGGAUCGCCGAUAGGAAUUUGAUGCUUCCCGAAGCUUGGAAAUUGAACAAUUAUCAAUCGAACCGUAUUAUUUCGACGAAAUGUCGGUGUCGCAAGAAGUAUACUCUCGUCUACCACGAGGAAGAUUGCCGAGGUGCCGUUCAAAGUGAAGACGUCCUGCUACGUGUUCGAAGGGUCACCGUAUAUCCUUUCCGAGCUGUUCAAGGAAACAGGAACGACUUGGCUGUUCGAGAACCGGAAGCAGCGCGUGUACACCUUAAUGGACUCUUCGAGUAUGCCACUUAACCGGUUGUUGCGUAAGAGGAGAACGAUUCUCACCUGCCUUUACGAGGGGUGGCACACGUGUCCAAAGGGGAUGGGAACGGAAUUUCACUUAUUUCUUUUCUUCUCUUUACCAUGCGAGCUUCUUGUAAGAAGUUCUUAUUGCAGGAAGUUCUCGUGAACCCGAAGGGUGGCAAUUAAGCACGAAACGUAGUUCGUAUCGAAAAUGGUAUUUAUUUUAAAUUCGAACUAAGCGAUGCGAACUGUCCGGAGGUCGAGCUCUUUCUUGCAAAACGGGGGUGAGAGGCCGAGGAAAAACUAGAGAGGAAUAACUAUUGGAAAUUUUGUGCGGAGAAGGGGUUAAGGAUAAAAUCUGGGAUUUUGGAGGAGGGUAAUUUAUGGCUGUCUUUAUUACCACAGCAAGUGUUUUAACAAUGCAAGGAUCGACGUUGAUCAGAUGCCUGAUUUCUAGGGGUUGAAAAAUAGGAGUUUCAGGAAUGUCUAACAAAGUUCGCAAGUAUUACAAGUACCAUCUCGAUUUUAACAAAUAAGUUUUCAUUCUUUCUGAUAUUUUUAAUUGAUACAUUAACUAUCAUUAGUGAUAGGGAUCUUUGUGAAAGGUUAGUGAAUUUUCAAUGUUUCGCUGCGUUCUACGAUCCCGAAAGCACUUCCGUUCGCGAUAAAACAUCAAUGGUGAAAUUCGACCGAUAGAUUUGCAUGACCGGUGAAAAUCGGCCAUCUAUCAGACCGGCUUUCGAGAGGCACGCUUCUCACCUGUCGUCACAAAGGGGUGGCUGCGUGUUCCACGGGGUGGAAACGAUGUAUAAACACGCGUGAGGGAUGAACUGCGCCUGGUCGACCUCCUGACGCGAUCGACCAUCGGCGUUAGAUCAUUCUUGACACGGCAUCCGGCUAUGCUUCUCUUUCCUCCCUUCUCUCGGGGUCAUUUUUUCCAAACUUCCUCCGAUACGGAAAGAACAAUGCAAAUUGUCAUACACGAGAUAUCGCGUGAAACAUUGCCGGUCUGGUGUAGGUAAUUAAAAAUUGAAUCGCGGUAUAUCAUCGGGGCGGAACUUUUCACCGAGUGCUUGAUAUCUUUCUUUUAUUUUGAAAACAAGAAAAAGAGUUUAUAAUUGGCCGCUCCGAGAAUAGCGUGCGUAUUUAUAUUUACACACUAAAGAUCGUACGUUCCUCGAGGUAUAAUUUUAAUAAUUACCACUGGAAAAGUAGCUUUUUUUUUUUAAAUCUUUGCUUUACUUCCUUCUUUACUUCGGUCAGGCGCGGUUAAAGCUUUCGUGAUGGUCUUUGAAAGCUUGUUUCUGAAAUAUUUUCUCGAAGAAAUAAACGAAUUCGUUAAAGAAUUUAUAAAGUAAUCGCGUGCGUUGUUUCGUUCGUCGGAGAUUAUUAAUAAUUGUAUGAAAAUUCGUUGAACGGUGAUUUCGCAACUUCCGUUAAAUUGACCUCUCGAGCGUAUUCGCGAAAGGUCGUCCCACGUUUCCCGUCGAGUUUCUGUUCGAAGUUAAUGGCUUAAUGGCGAGUCGAUGUCCGAGCGAAGAGGGUAACAUUUCACGGUGCUUGGUCAAUACAAGCGGGACAAUUACACGGUCGUUCAAGCUUCUUCUGUAGUCUGUUUCGUAGAGAACGAACGAUAUCAAACACAAACGCGUUAUCUUAUCACGCGGAAACCCUCGUUUCGCCGUCGCGUCGCUUUCUUUUUCCUUUUCUUCUUCCUCGUCUACACCGUCUCAUUGCUAUUCGUACUUCCACCUCUGACGGACAGUGGAUCCAUUUAUUCGCAAAUGCCAAGGCCGAGGGAAAGAUCGACGAUCGUGAAAUACGUGAAACCGUACGUUGCCAUAGGGUAAUUUACACAGUUAUUGACCCCUAUACGAUGAUUGACCGUUUUCUUAAAAAAGUAGUUUCUUGAUAUUAUUUCGACAGAGUGGGGCACAAGCAAAAUAUUUUAGUGGUACGUGCUAUAGUUUGCGCUAUCACUAUCUACAGAUUAGAGAGGAACUCGAAAAUUCUCUAAUCCGAUUAGGAAUAGAUAACGAUAAACAAAUACUUUCAAAUAAAUUAAUUUUUAUUCAAUAUAAUUAUCUGAAUAUUUAAUUAAUUAAUUAAUAAUUAGUCACUCUGCCGAAAUAAUAUCCGUUUCUUACAUAAUAAACUAUAAUUUUAUUCAGAACAAAGGGUAUUCGGGCUACGAAUAAUAUGAAGUACAUAUUAAGUAAAUUAGAAUCGAGGCUCUCUCCAUGGUCCGCCGAUUAUUUCUUAUUUCUUUUCAAUAUUUCUUGCAGAAUAAGAAUUCAUACUCAAAGACGUCUUAGCGCAGACGAUCAUCGAUAGGUGUUAAUAUUAUUUUCGCCCGUUAUCGUUGGAUCUUUCAACGAAAAUAUCAUCGGUUAAUAGCUUUCUCCGGCGGACCAAUUAUAGCGAAAACGAUCUUUUACGCGAGGACACGUCCGAUACUAUCGAGCAUCGCCAUCGUCCUCUUCGAAAUUAAUGGUAGAAACAGGGCGGCCGCGAGCGGAAGCAGAAGUCCUGAAUGGAUGGAUUGCCAGAUCCUGAUCACUGGCCAGUUCCAGCAGCACUCUGAAGAGUGGUCGAGAUAGCGACCGAUCCUCCAGCUUGAUCGACGAUUUGUCAAAGUCUUUCCACGUAACGUAGCAAGACGACGGACACCAGGACAAUGCUGUCUCUCAGCUCCACGGUUCUGAUAUUUAACGUUACAUCGCAAAAAAUCCGUCUCCUAUCGGGCUUCUUGCGGUGGACAAAAAAGUUUCUCCGCCCUGUCCGUUUCUUUCCUCUAGUUAAUACCCUUUCUAUUCUUCUUUUUUAAUCUAAUCGAGAAUGUAAUGAUAUUUCAUAUGUCUAAACAAGUUUCCGUAUUUCUUUCAUAGAAAUACAUUCACCCUGGUUCUGAUGCCGCAUUAUCGUUACGUUCGUAGACUUUCGCGUAGCCCGAGCCAUGGUUGUCCGCAUUAAAAACGCAGCAUCCUCCGCGAUAGUCGUGUUGGCGUGUAUAUACCAGGUCGCAGAUGUCGCAAAACGCCGAGAGCAGCCGGCACCGAAGUUCUCCGAUAGCCUGAUGGUCAUUUCUCAUUUGCGUAAUCUCGUCCUGCUACCCUUGCUUUUCUCUCUCCUCACCGUUUAUCCUCGCUGCAUAUAUCUAUAUAUAUAUAUAUAUAUACACAUAUAGAUACGUAUAUAUAUAUAUAUGUAGAAGAGGAGGAGGGAAAGCGAGAAAGGUAACGGAAGCUCUUCCGCGAGCUCGAGGGGCUGACUCGAGCGACCAUUUGUUCCGCAGGGCGGUUUUGACGAGGCGAACUCUCUGUCCUAAUCGCCAACGCGACGCGACGCGACGCCUCCUCCACCUAGGAGCUAAUCAUAAUUGCGCGACACGAUAAAAAGUGUCCGGCUCUUUUUCACCGUCCUAGGCGUUCACCGGAGGGCACGCUCGGACGAUGACGAAGUGCAGCGAGCGGGUAUCGCGACGCUUGAUGCGCUCCCGUAAUCGAGCCCCGACCAGUUCGCACGAGAACACGGAGCUUUUGGAUUUCGCAGGGGGGCAAUUUUGAAAUGUAAUGGUAGAAAGUCAUCGAGAAGCGGAACGAGCUUCACUUUGGUCGUGUAAGCCAUUAAUUAAUCCGUCGUAAAGAUCGAGUUGGCUCCGACAAGCCGAUAGUUUAACGAAUCACCGAGGACCACCGUGAACGUACUCCGAUGAUUUACCCCGCGAGGAAAGGAGACACAGGUGGUUAAGUUUGAAAAAUCGGCCUAAGGGACGCGGGAAAUGUUGGCGUAGAGGUCUGAAAGGGCGAAGGAUGGAUGAUCGACGUACGUGGUGUCGGUGACCCGUAGCUUGUUUGCAGAAGCUCGGCGAGGAAAGAGAAAGGAGAAGAAGAGUUACUUGGCGCCGUGUUAUCUUAUUCGUUAAGAUCCUCCGAGCAACCGAGAGGGGAGAAACAGUUCUCCAACAGUGCUCUCACUGUCUCGCAAGAUUCUCUCUUGUUCCUCUUCGAGUCUCUUUUCCCAGAGCGGAUCGACGCUCCCGGGGGAGGAAAUCCAGGAACAGCCUGGCUGUUUGAGUCGAGACGGGAGAUAGACUCCUUACCCUUUCUCCUCUCUUUCUUUCGCCUCGAUCUCUCAUAUCCUUUUAUCCGGAUGCUGGUCUCAUCUGUCCGGCAAGAUAGACAGGGAUACGGUGGAUGGUCCUCGCUCGUUGCUGGCAGUCAUGCCCAGUGAUUCGUGAGCGUGCAGAUAACACCGUUCAACAAAUUUUAACUUCCUUUACAUCGUAUAUGAAAUCCAGCCCGCGUUUCUUACAGAAUUUCGCGAAGCUGAUUAACACUUCGAACGGCCUAGCUAUCGGAAUGAUUAACCCACGACGGACCAUGGAGAGAGCCUUGAUUUUCAUUCAAUUUUCUCAAUUCAAUUUCAAAUUAUUUUCAGGUUCUAAAUUUUACAUUGCCCCUUUCAAAAUUCUUCUUCUAAUAUGUAUUUUGUAAGUUUGAGUCCCGAUUGACUCAGGCUUCGCUGUUCGAUGGUUAAUCGUAGAAUUAUUUUGAUAAAUCUAAGGAAUCUACCGAACACAUGAGAGUGAAAUUCCUCUGGCACCAGGAAACAUGUUUACGUAUAAAAUUGAAUUUACAUUCACGACACGGAAACAUCGUCGGGAUCAUUUUUAAUAAUAACAGGUUCUCGCGGUUGGCUACACGAUUCGAACCUCUCCGGCUUUCCUUCGAAAUAAAUGAUUCACCAUCGAAAAGACAAAUCGUCCGGUCGAAAUCGUUUCAGCCGGUCGAGUGAUAAAUUCACGGGAUCGAGUGAUCGGUCAGAGUGUUUAAUUAUGUUCCCUUGAUUCAUCCUCGCUAACGGGCGCUAAUGAGACGCAUCUUUUCAGCGUCGCGACGACCAUUUAUCCCGUUGAAUCGUGAACGUUACGCAACGCGGAUAACUCGCCCGCGAUAUUAUUGCGGCUAACGUUGCGAAAGCGGACAAUUAUCGUUCGCACGAUCGCUAAUUACUUGCCAAUAAAUUAUCAUCGGCAGCCUUGCGGGGCACGACGAUCGACGCGACGGCAACCAGUCGAACUCGCGCCUCUCGCGAGUUACUUUUUAAUUAGACCCGUCGAAUGAUUUACGGACAAACGCGAAAAUCCUUUCGCUCUCUUUCGACUACCGUUUAAUUGCUACCUUUUAUUACGUUUUUUCUCUCGAUUCCUCGCUAAUAACCCGUGGCCACUGGACAAACCGUAACUAGGAACUGUCGAUACGAAUCGAAUAUCUUUAACGAUAUACACAAGGUGUCAUGUUUGUCGAUAUAAAUUGUUUCUCAAUCCAGAAUGAUGUAUGAAAUCGAGAUUGAAAUUGAAUCAGUUGCUAAUACAACGUGUUAUUAAUUUGUGUAUCGCAUCUGUUAUCAAAAAAAUAUCCUUCCGUGAUUCACCGUUUAUCCGACAGAUACAUAAUUCACCGGACAAUGUCACUCACUGUUCGCACUAUGAAAAACAACGGACGAUUAUUUUGUUGGCAAAAAUUUUUCUCUCCCCGGUCAAUUGUAAAAUGUAAUCGCGAGCGUGGAAACGAGCCGAGUUGCCGAGACGCGAGGAGACAAAGAGUACGAUUAUUAGCUACACAACCCGUUCCCUACGUGUCUUACGAUCCUCCUUAUCGUUAUCGCCAUUAGUCACGGAGCCUGGGUUACGAGUAUCGCCGGCCGUUAUCGUUAUCCGUUAUCGUGCCACGCUAUCGGCGAAGUUCAAGCUUCGUGACGCCGGUGACAGGAGGUACUUUGGUACUCCGCUCUAUAUUCUACAUUCACGCUUUUCUCUUCGAAUGACGCACGUAAUUGGCGCAAAAUUCACUAUUGGAGUACGUCGAUACCAAUUGAGCAGAAUGAACGCGUUGUUUAUUGGCGUUGCGACGAAGUCUCUCAGUCCAAAAUUUAUCUAAUCGGAAAAUUUUGUAAAUUGAAUUCUCCGAAUUCUAAUCUUUCUUUUCUUUCUUGUUUGCCGAGGGAGAAAUAAUCCCCUGUCGCACUAUUCGGCUAAGGGCACCCGGGCAGUGAGAAACUCGUACCACCCACGCCAAAAAACUCGGGCACCCUACCCAUUGAAACCCUUCCCCCAUGUGCGCCGACGGUACCCUUUCAACUCUUCAAUUAUCCCAGGAAUACCGGCGUAAACUCCAAAUUCUAAUUUUUGCUAAUUGAAAAACACUUCCAGUGAAAUUGCUUCGUGAAAGAUCGGAAGAAAAAUGAAACAAAUCUGGCCGAAUUUUGUUUAGAGCAACUUUAUUAGAGAACCGGCGAUUCAUAGCCGUUCGAGGAACGGUGUUCCGCGUUCGGCUCGAGUCAGCUUCGGGCUUAGCAUCGAAAGGGAAAAGCGGAAUGUUUGCUCGGUAUUAUCGUAAGGUAACAGAACGCGAGGAGAAAGAGAGAAGUAGAAGGGCAGCUGUCCUGGAACGGAAACGAGGAGAGAGAGAGUGAGAGAGAGGAGAAUGAUAACAGGUAGCCAUUGCCACGGGUCGUGGUGCCGUUUGGAAAGCAGUGAUAGUGCUUCCUUGCAACGGUGAGCAUCUCGCUGCGGUUUCGUCUUUCAAGCAUCCCGUCGGAAGGAGCUUUCCGCCUCGUCGAAAGCCUUCUCCCGUUAAUCGCCAGCUUUCCAGCGGACAAAGAUCCGCGAGCUUCGUGCCGGAAGAUUCGAAGUCAGUUCGGAUUACGAAACAGAAGAAUGAUUAAACACGAGAGUGCGAUCGAUAGUUAUUUCUAUAAGCCCGGUGCGAAAAAAAGAAUUACACCUUUUAUUUUUACAUCAGUCUAAUUGAAGCGGAUUUUAAUUAGAAUCCUGUGAAUUACAAUGGGGAUACGUGUUGUCGUUUCGAGUGAAUUGCAACGAUAAUUAACAAGUGAUACAGAGUGUUGCAAUAAUCGUAAUGUUUGCACAGUGAGCAGAAAUCAUUUUUUCUCACUUUCAUCCCUCUUAACACAUUGUCGACCGGCAAUUUUACAAUAAUAAUAUGGAAUAUUGUAAAAUUGGUUUCGAAAAUUAAAGUAGUCGAUUUAAGUGCAAACGGGAGUUAACUCGUGACCAGUCAACAAUCUGUUAACUUCAUCAAAUAAUUCACACAGUUAGCUUUGAAUCAAAGCGUACGAGAGUCGCUUCUUUUUCUCGAAAUGCGAAUUAUAAAGUAUAAAAGCUGAAAAUAGAAAUUUUCAUCCCCCAUUCGUCGAAAGUUAGAUUUGAAAAUAGAGAAAGCCGAAAGUGGAAAAUGUUCGGUGUACUCGGUCGCGUGAUCGCGAGACUGGAGUAUCGUUGUCAGCAUUCAAUUACCCUUAUCGCGGUCCAGGUGUCAGACGUUAUCAGCCGCGGGCCAAUGGGCCAGCCGUGACGAAAAUUUCAGCGUGACGCGGUUAACUGGGGGGUCGAUCGUGCCCUCCUAAUUGUCGACGGCGGCGCGCAAUUAGCCGCCGGUUUUCCGGCCGGAUCGGUAUUGCGCGUGUGCACGAUCGAUAAGAUGCCGAUCGUGGUUGUGGCGGCUUAUCGAGCAACCAGAGUGGCCGAUAAGAGUGUCCCCGUAGCUGUCGGGUAGAGCACACGGCUCGGCCGCGAUACGCGGAUUAUCCGCGCGGCUCGUUUAUUCCCGCGGUCGCAGCUACACCCACGACAAAAUCGGCCUACUGGCCCCUAGCUCGAUGAUCCCCGUUUCGAUACCACCAUCCACCGAUACCACGAUCGAUCCGCACCGAUCGACGUUUUAGGCGAAUCAUCGAAUGUUUCGUUAGUCGAGAGAACAGUGUACUGGAUCUUCGAUUGUGUUUUCAAAUUCUCAUAGACGAUAGUGAAGAGAGAGUGAUUAACGAAGGAUGGUGCAUAGUUUUAUCUCGGAACUGUUGGAAAUUGAAGGUAGAUGAUAACGAACGCGAGAAACCGGACAAAUUAUUUAAGAUUUUCAUAUCCUUUUCUUCGUAUCUUGUUAAAUCAAUCCGAUUAUCGAGGUUUCAUUUCCUUCAUUUCUUCUUUCGAACAUAACAUUAGGGAUCGGUAUUUACGUUCGGUAAAUGUUUAGAAAUCCACGUGCUCGACUCAGUGCAGAAGGACAGUUGCUUGCAGUUCUUCAAACGCGUCGGUCGAUGUUUAUAUGCUCCGCUCCGGCGUCGAGCACGUGAAUUUGUAUACAUUUACUAAUUCGUCUUGCUGGACGGAUUAUAAUUAUCAGUGUCGAAUCAAGUGGUACGAGAUAAUGAGUUUCGCGUGUGAUUCAAGAUAAUUGUGAUCGUUACCACGCGUGUAAAUCGCAUCAGUUACGAUCAAGAUUACCAUCGUUCGAAUCCGAUUUUCAGGAAUUUAUUUCUGAUCUAUAUAUCGUUCGGUUAUUCAAAAUAUUUGAUCGAAGAAAUCGUUUUCAUCGGUGAGAAAUAAAUUCCUAAAAAUUCGUAAAAAUUUAAUCCUUUAAAUCGCAUCGAACUCUGAACAAGAAGGAAUCGUCCAAGCCUGGUCUGCGUGGUUGGAAAUCGCUCGUGUAUUUGAAUAAACACGCGACGAGGGGAAGGAGAGAUCGAUGGGCGGCGAUAGAAUCGCGAAUAUCGCGAUAGUCUGUGCGAAGCUCGUGCCGAUAACGUAACGCGUUAUCGGUCCUGAUCGAAUCUGAUCGGCACACUGAUCAGGGCCAUCUUGAAAUCGGUAGAGUGUAUUGGUGACGGUUGCGCGACGUUAAGUCGUUAUUUCGGCCCCGAAAACCGUCGGGAAAAUCGACCACCACCAGAAUGUGAUCGCACGUCGCGUCGACAAGUUUCUUCGCGAAUAAAAGACAAUUCGUGUAUAAAAAAAUAAGUGAUACGCGAAACGGAUCUCGUUUGAUUUCUAACAUGAGUUUGCUGUUAUGGAGACAACGAAGAGGCAGCCAACUGAAGGGGGAUGCAUCGUUAUCGUUGACAAGGGAGGAUGAGGAAUGGAGCGAUUCGGAGAAGACACCUUCGGUGAGCAGUGGCGUGGAGGGUGGUGGAUCGGCGGUUUCCAGUCCGAUCGCGCCGGUCGUCGAAGAGGAAUCGAACUUGCCGCCACCGCCGCGAUUGAACGCCUCCUCGUCGUCGGUUACGAUCGCCAAUUCGGCCGCCGAAGAUAUCAGAACGAGGCUUAGCGUGCUGUCCGAAGACGCUCGGAAACGGUUGGCUAGUUUUACCGAAGACAUCGAGGUUGCCAGAAGCUUAAGAGACCGACAUGCCAGCUCGAGGCCGAAUCAAACGCGAGAGUCGAGUCCGAAAGACACGGACGAGGAAUCGAACCUAGUUGUGGUGAAAGAGGAGGACUGUCAACCGAGGUCGUCCUCUUCUUCGACGUCGUCGAUUAGAAGACGAGAAUCGGUAUGUAGGAGGGACUCGGAGGAUUCCUCGAGGCGAUCGAACGCGGAUGAUUCACCGUCCGAGAAGAAGCUUAAGCCCGACGACGAGGCAGCACCAAGACUGAGACUGAAUGCUAGUCUGGCGACGGAUCCUGCUCUUCGGCCCGCCGCUGUAGCCGCGCUCACCGUCAAGCCGGAGAACACCUCGCCCCCGAAUCCUGUGCCACCUUUGCCAGCCGGACUUCAGAACGCAAUAGCCUCGGGUCGACUGUUCGUGCUGCCAACCGAUGGCAAAGAAACGAUCACCGUUGAACCCGCCAGGCCAGCGCCGUUGAUUUGUCCACCGUGUGGCAUCCGGUUCAGUUCAGCGAGCACUCUCGAAGCUCAUCGCACUUUCUACUGCGCCCAUCGGCCUCGGCUCGAAGAGGACACAGCGAACGAGGAGGACGAGGAGAAAUCGAACAAAUUCGAAGUGAGGAAAGCGUACGCUUGCCCUCACUGUUCCUACAGCGCGGACAAGAAGGUGUCGUUGAACAGACACAUGAGGAUGCACGCCGCCUCGCCGGCACCGCCUACGAUACCAACCGCGCCUACCACAGCCACCACCCCGGGAAGCGGAACAGCGACAACCUCGAACGGAUCGCUGAACGAAGAGGCGGAGAGAUAUUGCAGAAAUUGCGACAUUAGAUUCAGCUCGCUGAAGACUUACAGAGCGCACAAGACUCAUUAUUGCAGUACCAGGCACGUGGUUAAAGACACGCCACCGGCGGCUAGCGCGAGUUCCUCUUCGGUGAAAGCGUCUCCACCGACCAGCGCCAGUCCUGGUGAAUCCCCGCCGCCCCAGCCUUGCCUGGCACUGCCCACCAAUCCGAUCCUCAUCGUACCGUACUCCCUGUUCCGCGGAGCAAGCGUCCUGGCAGCGCCGACCUUGCCUGCGCCUGAUACCGCGUGCUUUCUUCUUCCAAACGGUCAUCUUCAACCGAUGACUAGAGGUCUCGCCGCCACAGCGCAGAACACCGUCGAUCCUCCGCCAGUUCUUCGAGUCGCGAACAAACCUACCACACCUGCAUCCGUGGUAGCAUCGUCCACGUCGCCACCUGGCUCGGCACCUCUCGAUCUAAGCGUCAGAAAAUCACCGGCGCACCAAGAUGAAAAGGAGAACAGGGUGUCGCCGGCACCCUCUUCUCUGCCCCCGCCACCUGGUAGCCCAAGAUCAAGAGGAAGCGGUAGUCCCAGAGCAAGGUCCAUCGGUUCUGCUGCAACCGCAGUUGGAACUGUUGCACCGCCACCGCCAACGGAGCUUGCUCUGAGACUGGCCGAGUUGCCGCCACCCCCGGUUCCUGGAGUCCUUGUCAAACAAGGUGUCUCGAGAUGCAAAGAAUGCAACAUAGUCUUCUGUCGGCACGAAAAUUUCGUCGCCCAUAAGAAGCAUUAUUGUCAGGCGAGAGAGACGACGGUUAGCAGCAGUCCUCCGCCACCUGGUACGCCUUCGCCUCCUUUGGUUCAACUUAUCUGUGCCGCGUGCGGCAUCAAAUUCGCCUCCAUGGACAAUCUGGUAGCUCAUCAAGCGUUUUACUGUCCUAAGAGGGCAGAACCCCAGGAACAUCACUCGAGAUGUUCCAAAUGCAAGGCUAUAAUCGAGCCCGGAAGUACGCAUACCUGUUCAAGUGGACCCACUGGUGGUUGGAGAUGUCCAGUCUGCGGCGCGGUUAGUCCCACAGCAGGCGCUGCUCAGCGUCACAUGGACGCGCACCAGGGUGUCAAAGCUUUCAGGUGCACGAUAUGUCGAUAUAAAGGAAACACGUUGCGCGGUAUGAGAACGCAUAUCAAGAUGCAUUUUGAAAAACGCGGUACCGACUUACAAGAGGAAAAUUAUAUAAUGUGCGUGCUCGACGACGAAACGGUUCUUCCUACACCGGAACCAGCUCCGGCCACCACUCCCGAGGAAAUCCCUGGGGAGGUCCAAGUGAACGGGAAGACGGAAGUUCGAAAGAGUCCGCAACCACCACCUCCACCACCGCCGCCCCCGCCAACGGUGACCGGCAAAGUAAAACAAGAACGAGAGGACACACCACCUCCGGAGGAAAGUCUCGACCCGAAUAAAAGCGGUCCCCGUUAUUGUAGAUCCUGCGACAUCAGCUUCAACUAUCUGAGCACGUUCAUUGCUCACAAGAAAUUCUACUGCUCCAGCCACGCCGGUGAAGCUAGCAACAACAACAACAACAAUAAUAACAAUAACUCGAGCAGCCACGCUACAACACCUCCAAGUGGCAGGACCGAGGCAUCCGUACUUUAAGACUCUCAGGUCACGGCUAAUGUCAGCGAGACAACUAAUGGGACUGUUAAUUGUUGCCAGUUUAUACAUAUAUAUAUAUAAAAUAUAAUAUAAUAUAAUUACAGAUUUAGUUGACAACCGUUGUGUGAUUUCUGUUGAUCCAGGGAAUUGUUUGUACUUAUAAGUUCAAUUAGCCAACGUGUAUAUACGCGUACGUGAACGCGACGAGGAACUGCGUAAAGGAUAAGCGAAAUUAGUUAGAGCGAGAACAAGUACAGUGAUCGUAUUCACGUUUGCUAGUUUGCUUUUUGGUUCGUCUAGGUAUGUACGAUGUAGAAUCGCGUAUUAAAAUGUAUAAGAAGACAAUGAAAUACCAAAGUGGAACUAGCAAAUGGAGAACACAGCGUCUUGCAUACGAAGGAUCGUGGUUGUGAUUAUGUUUGCGUGCAGUUGGUCCUCGAAAGCCACGAUCGAACCAUACAAAAGGUGUGCAAUCUCAUGACUCUUUAAUAAUCUCGUAGUUUUAACUGAUUAUCGACAACAUACCUAAGGAAUUACGAAAAAUAAUGAAUGUAAAAUGUUGUACAGUAGACGAGUAGAGUAUUACGGAACGAUAUAAGUAGUUAUCCUGAAUGAUACCAAUUCCCAGCUUGUGCAAAAAUGCUAAGUUGCAAUAUGACAUUUAAUAUAUUAUAUAUAAAUAUAAAUAAAUAAUUUCAUGUCCAUAAAAAUCGCGCUCAUACUAUCGACGAGUAAGUACGUUGAUAAAUUGUAUCCAGACUGCCAUAGAAAGAUUCGCUUGCCAACAGAUACUGUCGUGGAACAGCUAAAGAACUAAAGGAGCUCUAGUAUUCCCCUCGAAUUCAGGAUACGAUAUUUAAUUGGAUUCUUACCAACGCAUUUGCUUCGUAACAUUACAAUCAAAAGAAAGCAUCGCGUGUAUGUACUUGUUAACAAGUUACGAUCCGUUGCGAGCGCGUAAAUGUAAAAAUUAGAAUUAAGGCCAGUGUUACACGUAUACGCAAGCGUACUAUUCAUAUCAUUAUAAACAAGUUCGUUUAAAAAAACAUGAAUUUCUUCGCGUGUGAGUUUUGAUGAUGAUGAUGAUGAUGAGAGAGAAAGAAUGAAUGAACGGGUGAACGUAACUUGAACGUUGUCAUAGAACAAUGCAACGUAUUCGAAAAAUCUCAGUUAUAUAAAAUUGUUUUCAUAUUUUGGCGAGUAGCAUAGUCAGAUAAACGCGAAUGUUCGCAAAUACUUUUAUAAAGUAAUUGUUAUAUUAUUUACGGGCCUUCUGCUAAUUACCGUUUAAAGUAAAGCAAGAGUCACCGGUAUUCCAGCAAAAAUAAAUGCAAAAAAUUUGAUAACAACACAUUACAGAUGAGAUACUUUAUUGCUAAACAAUUUGUAAAUCUCUAUCUGGUACUUCCAACAAUUUGUUACACAUUAUAAACCUGGUAUAUCAUUAUAUGCCAUAUCGUCGAAAA
This is a messenger RNA of Osmia lignaria (orchard mason bee), 13587 nucleotides long. RefSeq names its product Zinc finger protein ush (gene ush). The record is from RefSeq and is a predicted model, not a curated record. Gene Ontology annotation, cellular component: nucleus. Gene Ontology annotation, biological process: positive regulation of transcription by RNA polymerase II; negative regulation of transcription by RNA polymerase II; cell differentiation. Lineage: Eukaryota; Metazoa; Arthropoda; Insecta; Hymenoptera; Megachilidae. Gene Ontology annotation, molecular function: RNA polymerase II-specific DNA-binding transcription factor binding.